AGAGAAUAUAACCAUCACUGCACAGGAUGGAUAUUAUCAACAAAAUGUGGUUUUCUUUGACUUUGCUCCUCCUGGCUGCAUGGGCCUGUCUGGCAGAUGUGACUCACGCUGAAGACAAGAUGAAACGCUCUGUGUCGGCCUCCAGGUUAGCAUCGCUCCGUUCAAGGCGAAUGGUUGGGGGGAAGUUGGCUCCUCAUGUGCCCUGGCAGGUCAUGGUCUACAUCGCUGACAGCGUGCUGGACGGAGGCUAUGCAGGUGGUGCUCUCAUCUCCGACCGCUGGGUUUUGACUGCUGGCAGGAACCUUUUUGUCAGGAAAAGUCGACAGGACAUCCAGGGAAAAGAUCCCGUCAUUCCUAAAGUGUACUUGGGAAUCUCACGACGGGCAGAAGCAGAUGCCUCCAAAGAGGCUGCUGUGGAGAGGAUUGUUCUCCAUCCAGGCUUCCAGAACCAGUCUGACUGGGACAACGACCUCGCUCUGAUCCAGCUCAAGGAGCCAGUGGUUAUGAGCCAUAAAGUGACCCCCAUCCCCCUGCCAGAGGGAGGCCAGGACCUGGCAGACAUCGUGAGAGGGUCAGGGGUCAUCACCGGCUGGGGCUGGGGGAUCCUCCUCAGCCCUGCUACAUCACUCAAACACCUCGUUCUGCCCCUGGCCAAUCACUCUCUCUGUAAGGCAGAAUACAAACAGAUUCCGCUCACACCGACCGUAGACGACAACAUGUUCUGCACCGGACCUACUGAGUAUCAAGAAAAUGUUUGCUUCGGUGAUGCAGGAGGCGCUCUGGCUGUCACAGAUGCUGAAACUGGGGACAUUUACGCUGCAGGGAUCCUUUCCUAUGACAAGUCCUGCAACAGGUACAACUACGGAGUCUAUAUGAAGAUUUCCUCAUAUUUACCCUGGAUCCACAGUGUGAUCAGAGGAGAUACAGAGAAAUCCUCUGCUUUGCGCUCUGAUGCAAUGUCUAAGAUGUACUCAAGGUAGCUGUAGAGCUUCAGGCUCUGUUCUUUUGUUUUUGUAGAGAAAUAAUUGUAAUAUAUUAAUCAGUGAAUUGUAAUGUAAUGUAACCACAUCAGUGUCACUUCAUUGUUGUGAUUAGAAAGGACAAAAUACACUUAUUGGAUGGAUUCUAGUCAAUAAAUCCAGUAUUUGUUAACCUCGUUUUGAAACGUUAUUAUCUUUUGUUUCAGCA
Messenger RNA from Chelmon rostratus (copperband butterflyfish), 1188 nucleotides. Its product is annotated as haptoglobin. The record is from RefSeq and is a predicted model, not a curated record. The coding region runs from base 27 to 980 and encodes 317 amino acids. Lineage: Eukaryota; Metazoa; Chordata; Actinopteri; Chaetodontiformes; Chaetodontidae. Gene Ontology annotation, biological process: proteolysis. The transcript is spliced from 4 exons. Gene Ontology annotation, molecular function: serine-type endopeptidase activity.